AUGCCAUCAAUGGACCCCAAAUGCACACCACUUAAGCACAGGUACGAUCAAUGCUUCAACUUGUGGUUUGACGAGUACCUAGAUCUUGCCGCCCCAGCCGCUACAGCGCCACCCGCCGCUUCGCGCCGGGCGGAAUUGCGGAAAAAAUACGACUCCUGCGCCGCGCUUUUUGAAGACUACAAGACCUGCGUCCGCGCCGCUGUGCGCGAACGUGACCUCGAACCGCUCAUUGCCGAAGCAAGGUGUUUCAACCCGUUCCCUUUCCCAAGCGGUGAUAACAAGGCCAGCGGUGGUGCUCAAUCUAGCAGCAACAAUCACCCUUUUCCGUUCCCCGCGAGCGAGAAUGAGAGUGGGAACGUUUAA
Tilletiaria anomala UBC 951 is the source of this 363-nucleotide messenger RNA. RefSeq lists its product as uncharacterized. The record is from RefSeq and is a predicted model, not a curated record. NCBI's taxonomy places the organism in Eukaryota, Fungi, Basidiomycota, Exobasidiomycetes, Georgefischeriales, Tilletiariaceae. The transcript has 2 exons. The coding region runs from base 1 to 363 and encodes 120 amino acids.